Molecule: messenger RNA, 2859 nt
Organism: Rattus norvegicus (Norway rat)
Lineage: Eukaryota; Metazoa; Chordata; Mammalia; Rodentia; Muridae
Source: RefSeq, a predicted model, not a curated record
AAUAGAAUGCUGACAGUUUUGUUAAUGAAAUCUUUAUGGAUAAAAGUAAGAGGGGAAUGGAAAUAUCUGCUAAUAUAAAGAAGACAAUUGAACCCUGGAGAAAUAAAAUAUCCAAUGCUUAUUCCUCUGAGAAUAAAGGUGGGGUUUUUGGUCUGCUUAAAGAAUAUUUUAUGGAUUUAUAAACAAAAUGAAACUGUCUUGAUAAUUCAUUAUUGAUAAAUCCUUGUCCUCUUUGGCACUCUACUUUUCUUGAAUAUCUUUAUUUUAUACAACAUUGGCACUCAGCUAUUAGCCUAGAUUUCUGGAUGUUUGUCUUCUCUGGCCUUUAUCCCUAUCAAGUCUUAUGACUUGUGUGUUCUAGGAUUUUCUUUGUGUGGUCUCUCCAACUGAAUAGAAAAGGGAAGGAUUUCUAACCUCCAUAAUUUCUAACGUGAUCACUUUUUCUUAAUUGCUAGAUCAUACUUGUCUCCAUCACCAUCCAAUUAAUCUUCCCUGUGUCAUCAGUCAUCUUUCUCUGAUGUAACUGUCCUAACGUCUCUUGUUUGCAAACCUUCCUAACGAAGCUUAUGAAUGGAGCUACGUGGUAGACUGUUAUGUAGCAAUUGAAACCUUCCCUCCUGAAAGAGGGAGGGAGGCUCAUAAGACACAGGAAAUAAACAAACUUACAACUUUCAAAAGGCCCCGGAACUUAUAAGAUUCAUAAGGCCCCUUUCCAAGGUUAUCUAAACAGUAACACUUGCUGGACAGAGGAGACUCUCUCACCCCCACCGGCUCAGCUGCCUGUGCGCCAUGCAAGGAGCUCCAGAGAUGCAGCUUUGGUGAGUCGUCGUCACCAAUGCUCUAGUGGAUUUUUUGAUGAUCAUCUGGCUUUGCGACAUCCAUGCUGUACGGUGUUGUGCUGUUGCUGUUUGCUUUUGCUGUGGCAGUGUAAAAGCAUCUGUGGAAAUGACUGGUCCAGCAGAAGGAAGCAACUGAGACAACUUGAUCCAGAUUCAAAGAAGAAGUAACGGACAAGAGAAAGUAAACAGACAGAGGAAAAGGAAGGAGGGUGACCUCUUCCUCAACCUGUUUGCAGUAUUACCUGUGGUCCCCACUACAGUCAUCAUGCCUCGUGGCCAGAAGAGCAAGCUCCGUGCCCGUGAGAAGCGCCGCCAGGCCCGUGCUAAAAAUGCACUGGAGGGACAAGCCUCUCCAAGUCCUUUCUUUGGCUGUCCACAUCAGACUAUUCCUGUUGCCGGUAUGCCUACACCUCCCAACAUGCCAAUGGGAGCUUAUUCUACCUAUUCAGACACAUAUGCAAAUACACAUGCCCAAAACCUAGAUGAGAAAAGUUCGGAUGACUCUGAAGACGUUGAGGACUGGUGUAAAGAUCCUAUAAACCACAAAGUUGUCUUACUGGUACAAUUCCUGAUAGAGAAGUAUCAAAAGAAAGAAGUUAUCACAAAGGCAGAUAUGCUGAAGUCUGUUAUCAAAACAUCUAAGAAUCACUUCAAUGAGAUCCUGAAGAGAGCUUCAGAGCACAUGGAACUGGCCUUUGGUGUUGAUCUGAAGGAAGUAGAUCCAAACAGGCACUGUUAUGCCCUUUUUAACAAACUUGAACAUACCUUUGAUGGAGUGAUGGGUGAAGAAAAAGUGCCCAAUAGUGGCCUCCUAAUGAUUGUGCUGGGUGUGAUAUUCAUGAAAGAUAACUGUGCCCCUGAAACAGAGAUCUGGAAUGUGCUGAGUAUGAUGGGUGUAUAUGCUAAUAGAAAACACUUCAUCUAUGGAGAUCCUAAGAAGGUCAUCACUGAAGAUAUGGUACAGCUAAAAUACUUGGAGUACCGACAAGUGCCCAACAGCAAUCCUCCAUCUUUUGAAUUCAUGUGGGGUCCAAGAGCCCGUGCUGAGAUCAGCAAGAUGAAAAUCUUGGAGUUUUGGGCCAAGAUCCAUGAUACUACACCAGAUUCCUUCGCAACCUUGUAUAAAGCAGCUCUGAAAGAUGAUGAAGAAAGAGCCCAAGCCAGGGCUGCAGCCAGGGCUCGCACUGCUACAACGGCCAGUUCAUAUUCAAGAGCCAUGAUGCACAGCUCCCCCCCAUACUAAGUAAUGUUUAAGACUAUUUCACCAAUAUUUGUAAAGGUCAGUAAGCUACCUAAUAGUGGAAGGUUAAUAUAUUAUGAAGGAAGCAAGUGCUUAUAAUAUUUCUAUUUCUCGUUUAUAUUAGUAAAGUCCAGUUUUACUUUUACCCUCUUUUAAUUCUAGGUUAUACACCAAAGGUUGAAGUCUGAGGAAGAUUUUCUUUGUGGAAAUUAAGGACAAUGGACAAUUUAAAUAGUAGAUAGACACUCUAGAAGGAGCACAUUGAAUAUCACUGUUGCAUUUUUAUGCCAUAUUUAAGUUUCAUUUCACUUUUUUGUGUUAUAUUUCAGAUGUUUCUUGUAAAAGGUUUCAGUAAUUUAAAAUGUAAAAUAAGUAACACUUAUACAUUUAUAGUUUGAUGUUUUGGGAGGAAGAGUCACUUUUCUUUAGGGGUGUGACUGCUGGUAUGUUCUCCAUGUCCCAGUGGAUUAAUGUACACCUGGACCCAUAUGGGUAGCACUAACUGGACUUAACUAUUUUGUUAUUUUUAGAGAUGUAUAGGAAGAAAGGGAGAGCUCUAUGUCAUUUUGAAUCACCAGUUUGUUCAAUAUUAGCGUUUUGCUGGCUCAGUGAGUAAAAUCUGGGUCAAAAUAUAGUUGGUGAUAAAUAACACUGAGGUAGCAUAAUGAGAGGAUACUUAGUUCUUAGUUUUCUUUAUUUCACUUCAUUGUAUACAAAUAAAAUGUAUGUACUUUGAUUUGUUUUACUGUGGAAUUUAGGUGAUAAUAAAGUUUUUAAGCU